Molecule: messenger RNA, 2885 nt
Organism: Pelmatolapia mariae (spotted tilapia)
Lineage: Eukaryota; Metazoa; Chordata; Actinopteri; Cichliformes; Cichlidae
Product: ankyrin repeat and SOCS box protein 2-like
Exons: 10
Coding region: 606-2669 (687 amino acids)
Biological process (GO): intracellular signal transduction
Molecular function (GO): protein binding
Source: RefSeq, a predicted model, not a curated record
UAUAGAGUUAUUAAAUCCUUUUUAAAAUGACAUUUUUGGCCAUUAGGAAAAAAGCAGAAAUAAAGUUUCACUAAGAAUCUUUAGACGCUCCUAAAAACCUCUAGUCCCUGCUGCUAUCUGCACUCUAGGGGAUCAUCUAGGAAUAGUGAUUUUUUUUCCUGAGGUCUGAUUGGUCAGUAAGUGGGAUUUUCCUGCCAUUGAGUCUCUAAUUAGGAAAAUAAGAUGCCCUGGAGCAAGUUAGGUCUGCUACAUUGUGAUGUACCUUAGUAAAUGAAGCAACUUCAAAAUCCUGAAAUAUGAGUUAAACCUGAAGUUAAUCUGUAGCUCUGAGCAGGUCUGGGAUUAUUUUGGGGGUGAAUCCAGUUUGUGAAACAGCUCUUCAGCAUUUGUUUGUGUGAUACAGCUUCAUGUGACUCCACCUGCAACAUUAGAGCAGUGAAGAGGUGGACCGGUCAACAAGCUCUGAUAGCAGCUUCCUAAAAUAAAACACCCCCACCCCCACGCUGGGGUCAGACUAGAUUACAGACAGACAGCUGGAGAACAGACGGAGGAAAGGACGAAGCUGAAACUCAAAGGAAACACUGGAUUUCUGACAGUGUGCCAUCAUGGCAGGACCCAGGAUCUCUCGCUCCACAUCAUCUGCUUCCAGUCUGACCUCUGACGAUUAUUCUCUCUACAGUAAUCUGAGUGAAGAAGAGCUGCUGCAGCUUGCAAUUGAGCGCAGCCUAACUGACAGACAUGGCAACACCACCAACACCACCGAAUCCAACACCAUCACCGCCAACAACACCAUCAGUGCCAGUACCCCCAGCUGUGUCCAGCCUUCUCAUUGUCCUGACAAACUGAACCCAGCAGCCAUAAACACAAACCAGCCAAGCCACAGAGCUCAAAAUUCAUUUCAAGCACAGACCACAGCACACUACAGCUCACCAAACCCCCCACCUCAAAAGCCUCCUGAUCCGAAGACAUUUGAUGGGAUAAUCAGUCUGUUUGUCACGGGUUCUGGGAAGAGGAUGGUGGCAUAUCGCAGACAUGAUGGCAGUCUGGUCCACAUCUGUCCUGAACCUGAAGAGGAGGAGGAACCUUUGUUCAAAGCAAUCCGUGAAGGUGAUGCAAGCAGAGUGAAAGCACUUGCAAUGUGCCCGGGAACAAACUUGAUGCUGCCGAGUAAACCGGGCUGGCUGGCAGUUCACCAGGCAGCGUGGUUCGGCAAGGAAACCUGUCUGCGCAUGCUGCUGGCAGCUCAGCCUGGGAUGAUCAACAAGAGGACAGAACGUGGCGAGACAGCACUGCUGGUUGCCGUCAGUAGAGAGCAUCUGGGAUGCGUUGAGAUGCUCCUGGGAAGAGGAGCUGAUCCUGACAUCCCAAACUAUGACAAAGAGACACCACUGUACAAAGCCUGUGAGAGGGGCAACCCAGCAAUUGUGGCAGUGUUGCUAAACCACGGAGUAGUGGUGAACACUCGCUGCAUUCAAGGGUGGACGGCACUACAGGAAGCUGUUAGCCGAAACAACCUGGAGAUCUGUGAGAUGCUCCUGAAGGCCGGCGCCAAACACAGCAUCAGCAACAUGUAUGGCAUCACACCACUCUUCACCGCAGCUCAGAGUGGGCAGCUCGCCACGCUGCGUUUUCUGCUCAAACAUGGUGCUGACAUCAACAGCCAGGCAGCUGAUGGCGCGACAGCUUUGUAUGAAGCCACUAAAAAUGGACACGAACAAGUCGUUGAGCUUCUCAUUUCCCAGAAUGCUGAUGCCAACAAACCAUCAAAGAGGGGACUGCUACCUCUUCAUGUUGCUGCCCAGAGAGGAAGUGACACCAUAGUCUCCAUGUUGAUCCCGGCCACCAGUAAGGCCAGAGUCCGGCGGACUGGCAUUAGCCCUCUGCACAUGGCAGCAGAGCGUAACCGUGAUGAUGUCCUGGAGACUCUAAUCGGGGCAGGGUUCGAUGUCAACGCCCAACUAUCAGAGGAGUGGUCUAGGUUGUACGAGGACCGCCGUAGUACGGCACUCUACUUUGCUGUUAUCAACGACAACAUCGAUGCUGUGCAAAUGCUCCUGACUGCUGGCGCUAACCCAAACUUGGAUGUGUUCAAGCCUCUGAUGGUAGCAGCAAGGCAGGGCUGCAUCCAGACCAUCACACUGCUUGUAGAACACGGCGCUGAGAUCAACGCUACCAUCCCCACCCACCCCACUACUUUCCCUGCCGUGUACAUGUUCUCAAUGAAGUACCUGCCUAUGUUCAAGUACCUGCUAGACCAUGGAGGCAAUGCCCUUUCCUGCUUCAAUUGUGUGUAUGGCAGUCGUCCUCACCCACCAAUCAAAACCAGUCGAACAGAGAGGGAUGAACUCCAUGAUAUCGACCAAGCUGUCCCAAGAAGAGGCAUUCAGUUCUGUGAGAUGAUCUCCGUCCCCAGUAUCUGUCGAUGGGCGGGGCCAAUUAUUGAUGUCUUGUUGGAUUACGUCGGCCAUGUGACUCUUUGCUCCAGACUGAUGGAACACCUGGACAGUUACUCUGAAUGGACCUGCAUAAAGGAGAAAGCGGCUCCACCGCGCCCACUGCUGCAGCUCUGCAGGCUGCAGAUUCUUCACCUGGUUGGUUGCCGUCGGUUGAAGAAGUUGCCACUCCCUGGGGGUCUGAUCCGCUUCCUGCAGCAUCAGGAGUUGAUGUAGAUUGACUGAUGUUUAUAAUCUGGAUGGUUUGACCGAGAGUUAUUGAUUAGCUCUGAUUUUUUUUAAUUGGUACCCUGAUGGUGCUGGAGACAGCAGUGGUAAUCCACUCUUAAUGCUGCACGAACCUUUUUUUUAGUUUGGAUUUUGAGUAAAGAAAUGCCACAUGUCAAACCCCAGGGGGCACAAAGACUUGGCCUAAACAGCCAAGAUGACUCU